AUCUAGUGAUAUAGCUCGAAGUACAUACCCCGGUUUCGGCGCAUUCUUGAAAAAAAAAAACUCGAAAGGUGGUAUGGAGGUAGCACAGGGGGCAUGAUUUUGGGAUAUCCUAGCUUGAUGUUAGUGAAAGCAACGUUCAAAGCUGAGAUUCUCAUCUGCUCCGUGCAACCUAAUUUUACUCGUUCCUUGGCUAUUUGAAAGCACUCAUCUUGACACCUAACAACACAGAUACGGCACUUCGGCAGCUCUCGGGAUCGUGUAUUUUUAUUUUCAAGUGCACUGGAAACGCUAAUCUUUGUCACCAAAAAAAAAGAUUCAAAGUCGAUGUCAAUUGUCAAUUGUGCAACCGGGCUUAACAUCAAAUUGAACACCUUGACCACCAUUAUCAAAAGGCUGGAGGCGGCUACAUCGCGUCUCGAAGAUCUAGCGGCUUCACAAUCAUUGAAUGCACAGACACACACCCAAACGUCAGUCUUGCAAGCUCCCCACGCUGCUCCAGCCGCCCCAUCAGCACCUCCCCCGCCUUCUGCUCCUGUAAUCGUGGAGGAUCCACCAAUCAUAACUGCAUUCGAUGAGACUGUUGUCGUUAAACUAGCACCUUUCCUUCAAUUAAGCGGGGAAUUGAGUCCCGUUUUGAAGGAUCAAGUUAGCCAUGUAGCAAGACUAUUUGAGUUACAGAGGGGAUUGAUCCUACAGGCUGCCCAAUGCAAGAAGCCUGCUGACGCGGCAUUUGGUGUCCUACUCGAGCCCUUUUCGAAGGAGAUCGCACUCGUUGGGGAGAUCAAGGAUUCGAAUCGGUCAAAUCGCGAGUUCUUCAAUCAUCUUUCCACCAUUGCCGAUGGAAUACCUGCCGUCGGUUGGGUUACGGUCUCGCCAAAGCCCGCUCCGUAUGUGACAGAAAUGAAGAAUGCGGCCCAGUUCUACGCGAACCGAGUGAUCAAAGAGUUUAAGGACAAGGACAAAAAACACGUUGAAUGGGUGAAGAGCUUCGAUGCGCUUCUUGAUACAUUACAGAGUUACGUCAAGGAGCACCACACAACCGGACUCGCCUGGAAUCCAAAGGGCCAAGACAUUGCAUCGUAUAAUGCACCCGCCACGAAACCUACAGGGGCGCCAUCACCACCGCCGCCGCCGCCGCCGCCGCCGCCACCCUUGCCUCCAGCCAUUUCCGUACCCCCGGGGUCGGGCCCAACCACAGGGGCGAACGGUGCAACCGCUGUCUUUGCGCAGAUUAACCAAGGCAGCGAUAUCACUAAAGGGCUACGUAAAGUCCCGAAGGAGGAAAUGACACAUAAGAACCCGUCGUUGAGAGUAGGCAGUGUUGUACCUUCCGGCUCAUCACCCACAAGAGCCACGUCGCCAGGACCGCCUGGCAAGAAACCCGCUCGGCCUGCCAAGCCAGUUGCUUUAGCGGGGAAGAAACCGUCGAAGUUCGCGUUGGAGGCUAAUAAAUGGGUUGUGGAAUUUUUUGAGGAUAAUAGGAACUUGGCCAUUGAAAAUACUUCUAUUAAUCAAGUGGUUAGUAUUUACGGGUGUAAGAAUUCAACAAUUCAAGUGAAAGGAAAGGUUAAUGCAGUGACUUUGGUCCAAUGCAAGAAGACAUCCGUGCUCGUUGAUUCUGUCGUAUCCGGAAUUUCUAUAACAUCAUCCCCUUCCUUCGCAAUUCAAAUUACUGGCAAAGCACCUACAAUCCAGUUGGACACCACUGAUUCUGGCCAGAUUUAUCUGUCGCGGGAAUGUUUAGAUGUGGAGAUCACGUCCGCCAAGUGCAGUGCGAUCAACGUCAGCUUACCGGUGGAAGGAGAAGAUGAUGGCGUAUUUGUUGAACGUGCUGUUCCAGAAAUGCUCAAGACUAUCAUCAAAGGGGGGCAGUUAGUGACCAACGUUGUAGAACACUCAGGGUAGAAAGAGACUUGCUGGAUACUGUACAUUGCAUCGUGUUAAUUAGGCUCUAGCCGUGGGUAUGGAAUAAUAUUCAUAGUUUCCAGCGGUGAU
Messenger RNA from Cantharellus anzutake, 1995 nucleotides. RefSeq names its product adenylate cyclase associated N terminal-domain-containing protein. Lineage: Eukaryota; Fungi; Basidiomycota; Agaricomycetes; Cantharellales; Hydnaceae. The record is from RefSeq and is a predicted model, not a curated record. Gene Ontology annotation, molecular function: actin binding; adenylate cyclase binding. The coding region runs from base 325 to 1905 and encodes 526 amino acids. The transcript has 10 exons. Gene Ontology annotation, biological process: regulation of adenylate cyclase activity; cytoskeleton organization. Gene Ontology annotation, cellular component: cytoplasm.